CAUGUCACACGGCGAUGUCACAUUCUGGAUUGUCUUUCAAAACAAAUGUUAAAAAUUAACGCCGAGCUUAGACUUUUCAACGCAGCAUGUUUUAUUUAAAUGACUGCACGCUUACAGCGCUGCAAUCCUGCCGCCAAGAUUCCAUUCAAGAAGGCGUGCGAUUCUUAACAGAACAUGUAAUUACCUUUGACUAUUGAGCUCAUUUAAAUAAAAAUGUCGAGUCUUGCUGACGUGUUCACUGAGAAAGAAAGGACGAACUGGCUCAAGGCGUGGUUGGCAGUAGACAUAGCAAAGUCUGGUUUAGAACCAUUCGUGGAAAACGAGGCUAAACUUGUACAAGCAUGUAUGUACAACACCAUCUCGUCCGGUGGACAGGCACCGGGCACAUGUAAUGGUUGUUUGACAGCGAACUUGCUUAAUUGCCCCACUCCAGGAACAUGCAAUAAACGAGGAGCACGCGGGACAUGUACAGUUAUGCAUGAUUCCAUUGCAAAACAACCCCGGCCAUGUCCUUUAAGCAUAUGCGACAAAGUUCUAAUCGAAAUUGAAAAGGCACAUCGUUAUACAAAACCGUCGUGGAGGAAUACAUCCUCGGAUCAAUGGGCCUCCAAUUCUUGGCAAAUAGCAAAGGCUUAUUUACCUCCGGAUGGUUAUGCUGACAAGAGUUCGGUUAAAGAGACAGAUUUCAACGGAAUUAUCAGUUUUAUGAUGAACUGCAAACACUUCGAUUCCAAGUUUUCCUUUCCCAUACCUCCGGGUAAACCCAAUAAUUCAUGUCUACUAACAAAGGCACGAGAUAUUGGACGAAUUGUCCGACAUUCGUCUCAAUGUAAAGUGACAGACAGAGAUCUCCAGGAUAUCUUUACAACACUGAAUGACCUGCUGACUGACCCAAUGUGUCUCGCAAACGACGGAAGUGCACAAGAGGCUGUGAGGAAAUUAAGAGAUCUUGCAAAUGACGUAUUUAAAAUAACCACAGCGGAAAUGAUUCAAUUAUUAAAGGCUGCACAAGACACUCUAAAACAAGCUGAACAUAGUUCACAUAAAACGCUUGAUGAGAUUCGGGUGUACCUUAAACGUUGUAAGAAGGAUUUAAAACAACACGUCGACACAUGUAAACAGGAACUGGAUCAACACACCGACAAAUGUAAAGGUGUUCUGGAUGGAUAUUAUCGAAAGCCUUACGAAUGUAAUUACGAGCAAUGUUGUGAAGGUAUGUCUGACCGUAUCAUUUGUCUAACAAUCGAUUUCAGGUUUCAUAUUUAAAACAAAGUGCAUCUUCAGCAGCAGCAGCACCAGCCGGAGAUAAACCUUACUUAAGCAUGUGAUUCUUCGUUUAUUGCCAGGAACAAAGAAAAGACAUACACAUACACAACAAACACACACAUACAUGAAUUUAACUUGGGUCACCGCCUUAUUACGGUUAAUGCAAAGCAUGGGGGAUAAAAUUAAUUUUAUCGAACUCAUCAACAUUUGCAAAGUGAUAUUUAUUUA
Molecule: messenger RNA, 1494 nt
Organism: Dreissena polymorpha
Lineage: Eukaryota; Metazoa; Mollusca; Bivalvia; Myida; Dreissenidae
Exons: 4
Coding region: 214-1266 (350 amino acids)
Source: RefSeq, a predicted model, not a curated record